Triticum urartu is the source of this 946-nucleotide messenger RNA. RefSeq names its product receptor-interacting protein. The record is from RefSeq and is a predicted model, not a curated record. NCBI's taxonomy places the organism in Eukaryota, Viridiplantae, Streptophyta, Magnoliopsida, Poales, Poaceae.
GUUGUUUUCUGCCAGAGCGUUCUCAAUCAGAGGGGUAGGAAAUCAGGACGUGCCGGUGGAACGUUAUCUGCUCGCACCGGACACCCAUCGUCGUCAUCUUCCGACUCCCCCCGGCUCGCCAGGAACCUCGUGAGCUAUCAUGCAGCAGCAGCACAUGGUCGCGGCGUGCAAGCCCCCCCACGCCGUGCGGCGGGCGGCGCUCCCGCUGCCCGGGCCGUCGCUCCGACGAGCUUUCCCUUGCAAUCCAGCGAGGGCGCGAGAGGCGGUGAGGACGAGAUGCCAGGAAGAGAAGCAGAGCGGUGAUGGCGGCGAGAAGAAGCAGCAGCAGGAGCAGGAGAAGAGGACGUUCCUGAGCCUGGAGGAGGCCGGGCUGGUGGAGAUGUCCGGGCUCAGCACCCACGAGCGCUUCCUCUGCCGCCUCACCAUCUCGUCGCUGAACCUGCUGCGGGUGAUCUCGGAGCAGGAGGGGGUGGCGAUGGAGGAGCUCAACGCGGGGCGGGUGUGCGACUGGUUCCUCAAGGACAAGCUCAAGCGGGAGCAGAACCUCGACACCGCCGUCCUGCAGUGGGACGACCCGCCGCCCAUCUGACCCCGCCGUCUUUGGGUGCUGCCAUUUUCUUUCCUGUCAGUUCCGUCGUCGACAGAUGACUCACGGAAGGACCGAUCGAGGAUGGAUGGACGCUCUCUCGGCAUACAAGGAGUUCAGACUUGAGUAAUCAGUAGUGUAGUUUCACGAUUGCAUCAUCGCGCCGGAUGACCAUCUGUAACACUCCCAUGCAUGAUAGUAGAUGAUGCUUCAUUGCCAUUUUUUCUUUGUCGAUUGCACUCAAGCCGCGGGCAUACUUUUUUCCUGGAUCAUUCAAAUAUCUCCGUCCCAUAUUACUUGUUGUUCAAACAGGUGUAUCGAGCAUUGAAAUACGUCUAAAUAGUAGUACUUGUUGUCCCA